Molecule: messenger RNA, 1494 nt
Organism: Branchiostoma belcheri (Belcher's lancelet)
Lineage: Eukaryota; Metazoa; Chordata; Leptocardii; Amphioxiformes; Branchiostomatidae
Exons: 10
Coding region: 1-1494 (497 amino acids)
Source: RefSeq, a predicted model, not a curated record
AUGGCAGUUGGUGCCAUGGACGUGACAGUCGAGGCGCUGUUCCGCUCACUCGAGAUCUCUGAGCUAUUUUUGAGUGAGCCGUGUGCAGACGUAGUUAACAAAGAAGUUCCUGAAACAUGCUCGAACCAAAACGAAACCCUGCCAAACACACCUGGGCUUCUCACCUGUGAUUAUACUGAAGACUGCAGUGGGAUAGAAUGUUGCAUGGUCGUAGACUUCAAGAUCGUUACCAGGACUUUCAAGCUUUGGUUUAAAGUGGACACCAGUGUGUAUAGCCUGUCAUUAGGAUUCGGCAGUGUCACCUGGACUCCCAGCAUCUUCACUUUCCCCUGGGGACUACAGCAGUCUCAAACUGUAGGCGAUGUGUUGAAAAUCAGAUACGCUGUGGAUAAGAUUGGUAUCGAGUACAAGACUAACCUUGAAGUGGACGUCAAUAUUGAAGGGAGAUAUCUAAGCAUCCCCAUAUUAAAUGGGCACAUGUUCCAGGAACCUACACUAGACUUGAGCAAACCAUUCUCCUUGCCAGGUUCGUCAGUGUCUUCCUUCCUGUCAGAUGUAGGCUACAGUGCAGGAAACGCCGUGGCCAACAUAACCCAACAGGCUGUAUUCCGUCAUUACGGCAUUUUUGAUUUCGUUGAUUUAACAUGUGACAUGGCAGCUAUCACAAGCACUACUAGCUGCCCUGACAUCCCCCUACAAGAGCGUGAUGGUGUACGGUGCGCAGUUAACCAGGACUGCUCUGGAAUCCAUUGUUGUGUGGAGUUAGACUUGCUGGUUGCUCAGAGGUCCUUCUUGUUGACUUUCAAAGUUGACCCAGAUGAUUUUGAGUUCCACUUCAGUAUCGCAAAUAAAAACUUCAAUGUCAGCCUGUUUGGUGUACCCUGGGGACUUCAACAGGUUGCGUCUGUUGGGAACAUCUUCAAACUGGCGUACAAGAUGGACAGUUUUGACUAUGGAAGACAGUUUCAAGUAGAUUUCAGCGUUUCUAUUACCAUCGACAACAUUCAACAAGAUAUACAGCUCUUAGAGGGAGUGCAUAUAAUCACCCCAGCCAAGAACUCCAAUGGUCCUGGUAAUGCAGAGCUGCUUUCUUUUGGAGAUAUCCUGGCAACCAUCAAAGAGCUGCCAUCUACAUUACGAAAGGAACAGAUUCUUCCAUUUGUGGCAUCAGAACUAGGAAUGGAAGUAGAUGACCUCAGAUCGCCAGAUGAGUGGGCUAUAGAACUGGAUGCUGAAUCUGUUCCUGAUUGCCCCUUGGCAGACGUAUCUAAAAAUGCAUCUUCAUCAACAAAGGGAAUGAUUAAGUGUGCCCCACUCUCUUACUGCCAGGGUAUCAAGUGUCAUGUCAUUCUUGAUCUCAAAGUUGUGCAACCAAAGAUUCAGUUCUCGUUUGAGAUUAUGCCAUGUUUUCCUAACUUUGGGCUGAGAUUGAAUCUGGAGAAUAUGCAGAGAAACAUCAAGUUUGGCAGCACUUAUGAUAUCAGAGAAGACUAG